GUACGCGAGAGUCCAACCGAGUCCAACCACCAUCUUUGUUAGCCCCUCUCAAAAUUGAAAUUCGCGCGCACUGUCGUUCAUCCCGAAUAUUCCCGGAUCACUACGAUUAGUCCACGAUUUACAAACGGACAUAAGGCGAACUGUAAUCGAUCUCAGCGGUGGUGCGYGCGCGUUCGCAUUUUGGCGGGAAAAUCCGAAAAGAAAAAAAAAACAGAAGAAACUGGACACUCCCUGCUACAUACAGCUACGAGAAACGACAAAAAAGCAUUGUCUUUUAACUUUUAAAAGACGUUACCAACAUAGUAGAGAAGAAACGUUUCGCUUAGAUUUUGGAAACAAAAAGGAAUUCACUUCAAAACGACACGUAUUUUUAUUCAGCUUUUUCUCCUAAAAAAAUGAGCAGUAGUCUGAAUUCCCCGCUCUGGCGCCUACAACAAGUCCCGGGAACGCCUUUACUAGAUGUGUCAAGAUUUUCGUCUGCCAUCAGUUCGCCUGCACAUGUCCCAGACAUCGAUGACCAAAGUGGGUUAUUUCGUUUGCCCUAUGGAAGACGAACCCCCAAAUCGGCACCAGGGACUCCUGGGAUGACAGUUCCAUCAUCGGUUCAACAUAAGAACUUGAACAGAAUACAUAAAACCUGCAAAGAAAAACAACUAGAGACUCCGAAAAGAGAGCAGCGAGUUCCUAGCUGUUCUCCUCAAGUAACCAACAGUCCAGCACCAAAUGACGACGAUCAAACACGAGAAGMAAGUGCGGAAUAUCAACAUCCAACAAAACAGAUAAGUCUGUUCACGGGGGAGGACAUUUUUGCUUGAAUAAUGUAUGGCUCAAUCAUUGAAUGUAGUUGGUAAUGUGCAGUGUCUGGCAGUGAAAUCAGUAAUUUCACAUAACCCUUCGUGUUGAUUGCAAGAGAACUUAGGCAUCAUUUAUAGAUCUAAAACUCAAAACYGAACUAACGAG
Molecule: messenger RNA, 960 nt
Organism: Exaiptasia diaphana
Lineage: Eukaryota; Metazoa; Cnidaria; Anthozoa; Actiniaria; Aiptasiidae
Exons: 4
Coding region: 396-815 (139 amino acids)
Source: RefSeq, a predicted model, not a curated record